UCUGCCAAUAUGUCAUACAACGACAAAUGCUCAAGGAUAAACCCCGCAAAAUACUCAAUUUGGAGGAACGAGUGCAGGCGAUUCGCAUGUACGAUGAAUUGCCCGUCUAUCAGCGAGUGGCCUCGGCCUUCAAAUGCAGUUGGGAACAAAUCAAAAAUAUUGUCGCCAACCGCAAACAAAUUCUCAAGUACUAUGCCAGCUGUCAAAUAAUUGAUGUCAUGAAAGACGAUUCCAAAGUGGUGCGUCACAAGAAAAUCAACUUCCUCGGUAAUUGUAUGUACGAGUACAUUAAACGAGCCCAUUAUCAUAAUUUACAACAAAUAACCGAUGAUGUGAUUCGUGAUCGUGCAAUGGAAUUUAAAGAAAUGAUCAACAUUGAAAAGUUCUUUCCCAAUCGGGCGUGGAUACGUGAUUUCAAGUCGGUCUUCAAUAUUGAUUUGGAACACAUGAAUCAAAUAAUUGUCUCGAGAAAACCACAAAAGUCACUCAACUGUAAGGACAUAAUAACCUAUUGUGCUAAGGAGGUAGAUCAUGCCCUGUCCUCACAGCCGGGCAGCACAAAAAAUCAAAUGCUACCCGAUUCUAGCGGUGGUAAUAGUAUGGAAUUGGGUGAGGAAGCCGGUGAACAUUUACUGAGACAUCCGAUAUUUGAUAGUGCGGACAGUGGCGAAGAACAGCCGCAUUAUGAUGAGGAUAUGUUCAAUGAACACGAAGAGGUGGGGCCCACAAUUAAUUUUGGUGAUUAUCAAGUUGAAGAAAUUGCCGAAGAUGGACAACAACAAGACGAUAUUAAACCCGAUGUGAGUAUAUUGGAGAGUAUGCUUAAGGGCCACAUGCCACCAUCAUCAAGACAAACACCUACUGACCUGAAGAUAAAGGAAGAAGACGUAGAGGAACCCCCAGAGCCGUAUAUUUGUAGGACAAGUUAUGGAAAUAUGUCAUCGACAUCAGCAACCAGUGUAACAGAUGAAGGAAGAGCACCACCAACAACAAUAACCAGUUAUGAAGAAGCUUUAGCUUUCUUGGAACCCUUAGAAGAUUUUGCAAUAUUUGAAGAAGAUUUUAAAGCCAUCAAUUUAUUAACACAACUAGCCGAGGUGUUUGAGAAAAGAAAAAAACGUAGAAUUCAAAUACCAACAAACUCAUCGUGA
This is a messenger RNA of Musca vetustissima, 1151 nucleotides long. RefSeq lists its product as uncharacterized. NCBI's taxonomy places the organism in Eukaryota, Metazoa, Arthropoda, Insecta, Diptera, Muscidae. Gene Ontology annotation, molecular function: DNA binding. The record is from RefSeq and is a predicted model, not a curated record. Bases 27 to 1151 code for a protein of 374 amino acids. The transcript has a single exon.